Molecule: messenger RNA, 813 nt
Organism: Trypanosoma brucei brucei TREU927
Lineage: Eukaryota; Euglenozoa; Kinetoplastea; Trypanosomatida; Trypanosomatidae
Exons: 1
Coding region: 1-813 (270 amino acids)
Source: RefSeq, a predicted model, not a curated record
AUGAACACGGAGGACUCCUCCCUGUUUACCCUAAAAUUUCUUUCUGUUAGGGCGGUUAUUCAUAGUUUGAGGUAUCUUUGUUCGCGGGACGCUAGCGUGAGGUUUGUUGUGUCCGUCGCCGGAGGUUCGCCAGAGGUACGCUUGACAAGGGUGGGAGUUCCAGACUACAGUUACACCGAAGUUGUUCUGAGAGCUGGAGACGCAGGGAAGAAGUGGAAAGAGGUUCAGCUCCACGACUCUAAUGACGAAGAUGUAUUCUCAUUUGUGAUUCAUGGACCGCUGCUUCUUCGCACCCUCCAGAUGUUCGAACGGAGCAAACCCGUAAAGCUGGGGUUGUGCAGCGACUUGACAAGUAUCUUUUUGUACUCCGAUGGGUACGAACGCUGGGUGCGGCUUGGUGUUUUCCACGACCUUGGACCGAUGCUCAACGUCAGGCAGCCAAUAUCCGCUUUACAUCGCGUCGCCGACCUUCAAGCGUUCUGCCAUAUUGCGCGGUUUGUUAGGAAUUCUCAGGAUGGCACAUGCGUUGUGGUUCUGGGUUUCGAUAACAUGAACUCCUUUAUAGAGCUAAGGACAACAGAGGCUAUGGUGUCCGUCCUUCUUGAUGGUGAGACUCUUCGGCGCCGUUAUGAGGGCAGGGCGGGGAAAGAGGAAGUGACUGCGUUUGCUGAAUAUGCAUCCCGUGUGGCCGAUGAUGCCGUUCUUAGCGUUGGUUUUGGCACGGAUGGAUUGGCCGUGUUUCAGCUGAAAUGGGGCGGCCCUCCGGCGCAUUGUGAGGAAUCAUCUGCGUAUUUGUAUUUUUGUGCUAUCUGA